Molecule: messenger RNA, 3634 nt
Organism: Gaeumannomyces tritici R3-111a-1
Lineage: Eukaryota; Fungi; Ascomycota; Sordariomycetes; Magnaporthales; Magnaporthaceae
Exons: 2
Coding region: 828-3407 (859 amino acids)
Source: RefSeq, a predicted model, not a curated record
AACGCGAAGAACACAAACGGAGAUGCUCCUUUGCACGUCCACAAAAACCAGAAAAUGUGUGCUCUUUUUCUCCAACAUAGCGCCGAUGUCAACGCGAAAAACACAAACGGAGAUACUCCUUUGCACGUCCACGAAAACCAGGAAAUCUGCGCCCUCCUUAUCCAACAUGGUGCCGACGUCAACGCGAAGGAUGAAGACAAGAAAACUCCUUUGCACGUCCACAAAAACCAGGAAAUCUGCGCCCUCCUUAUCCAGCAUGGCGCCGACGUCAACGCGAAGGAUAACGAAGGUAGAACUCCAUUACAUCGGCACGAUAACCCAGAAAUCCUGAAACUCCUAUGCAAGAAUGGUGCCGACCUCGAAGCUCGGGAUGAUGAGGGGUAUACACCACUAUUGAACCACCUGGUGGGCUACGGAAACGUGAAUGCGGUUGAGGCCCUUCUCAAGCAAGGAGCAAGUAAGUACGCGAGAAGCAAGAAUGGCAAAACGGCGUGGCAAUUACUCCCAAAUGGGUGGUUGAGCAGUGCGAGAAUACUUGAGCUAUUGGGGCCAGAGCCAUGAGUAAUUUAUUGCAUCCUAGGUAGAGGGUAGUCUGAGGAAUCCAGGGGUCACAGUCUGGCGAGCUUGCAUGUAAAAUGUCGCAAAAUGUCAUGGUGGUGAAGCUCCGGCUCAAAAUUGGUGGGAUCAAUUAGGUGGCUAGAUCCCCGCCAAGGACACAAGAUCAAAUAGAAGCAAGGAGAGGCGACGAGGACGACAAGGCGCCGCUCCGGACAGCAGGCGAGUGCUAAAGGAUUCGGCAUGCGCGGACAGAUCGCAAGACGACGCGAAUGCCUGCCACCACCAAUGGCCGCCGGUUAUUGGCAGCAACCGACGGCUCGAAACAGCGACCCGCUGCGGCUCCGUCAGACCUCAAGCUGCCACACCGACCGCCGCACCCCUCCACGGCCAUGAAGAACCCAGCCGCAGACCUCGCCGGCCCCCUCGACGAUGCCUCGACCACGGCCCACGUGCGCAGGGCGCUCGAAGCCCUGCACGCCCGCGAGCAGGCCCUGACGACGCGCCUCGACGGCCUCGUCACGUCGCACGCCGACCUCGGCCGCGACCUGCUGCGGCUCGACAACCUCCGGGCCACCCUCGGCGCGCAGGUGAUUGCGUCGCGCGCCGUGUCCAACACCAUGCUGGCGGGCGCCGCCGACACGGCCGCGCGGCUGUCGGGCCGCGUGCGCGAGCUGGACCUCGAGAAGGCGCGGGUGCAGGCGACGCUGCGCGUGGUCGAGCAGGUGGCCGAGCUCAAGGCCUGCGUGGCCGGCGUGGUCGGCAGCAUGGGCGCCCCGCAGGACUGGGAGGCCGCGGCCGGCUACCUCUCGCGCGCCGCCGCGAUCCCGCCCGCCAUCCUGCACUGCGGCUUCGCGCGCGCCGUGGUGCCGACCGUCGAGACGCCCGACAGCCCCGCCGCCACGCUCGAGUCGGCGCGCGAGAGCCUGUGCGGGCUGUUCCUGCGCGAGUUCGACCGGGCCGCCGCCGACGCCGACGGCGCCCGCGUCACGCGCUUCUUCAAGCUCUUCCCCCUCAUCGGCCGCGGCGACGUCGGGCUCGACGUCUACGGCCGCUACGUGUGCCAGGGCGUGGCCGGCACGGCCCGCCAGACGCUGCGCGACGGGCCCCCCGCCGCCACCACGCCCGGCGGCGGCGGCGGCGGCGGCACCACCACGGCCGGAUUCUUCUACGCCCAGGCGCUCACGCAGCUGUUUGAGCACAUCGCCCGCAUCGUCGACGGCCACGGCGCCCUGGUCGAGCGCCACUACGGUGACGGCAAGAUGGUGCGCGUCAUCGAGCGCCUGCAGGUCGAGGUCGACGUCCAGGGCGGCAUCGUGCUCGACUCUUGGAGCGACGAGCGCGCCGUCGACAGGAAGCUGACCGACGUCAAGAGCUACCCCUUUUCCUUCCUCGUCCAGAGCUUCCUGCCCCAGCAGAAGGGCGGCUUCGGCGGCACCCCGCGCGUCAACUCGCCCGCCGGCGGCGCCGGCACCAACAGCAACCCGCGCGCCAGCGAGGACGAGGGCGUCAACAUGAAGGAGGUGGACGGCCUGCUGGCGGAAAUCGCCGACAUGCUGGGCAAGUGGUCGCUGUAUACCCGCUUCCUCGCCGCAAAGUGCAAGGAACCCGAAACCCCCGACGACUCCCCUCUAGUCAUCCCACCAGUCAUCAAAAACUCCAACCUGCACCGCAAGGUCAACACAAAGCUCACGGCCCCCUACAACGUCAUGUCGACCUUCUACUUCCGCCGGUCGGUCGAAAAGGCCUUCCAGCUCGACGAGUCGCCCAGCGGCCUCACGCUCAGCAUCGGCAAGCCCGUGGACGGCAACCCGCCCUACAUCAUAUCGGCCGUCGACGACGUCAUGUACAUCGUCAACACGGUUCUGCAGCGGUCCAUGUCCACCUCGCAGAUCGAGGUGGUCAGCUCCGUCAUCCCCACGGUCGGGCGCGUGCUCGGGUCCGACUUCAUAGGCAUGAUCCAGCGCCGCAUGCGCGACGACACCUUCCCGAGCGCCACGGUCAAGGGCGGCUUCCCGCCCGAGGACAAGAUCGUCGGCUUCGUCGUGCUGACAAACAGCCUCGACAUGGCCAAGGAGUACCUCUCCCGUAUCAUCACCAGCCGCGCCGGCCCGUCGGACGAGGAGCUGGCCAAGCUCUCAUCCCCGCCCAACGGCGGGCCGCCCCCACGACCGCCGCCCGGCACGCCUCGCGACCUGUUCCCGCUGGGCCGCGACGCCGCCGCCGUGGCGCGCGAGCUGCGCGUGCUCGAGGCCAACUUCCUCGCCAAGGCCAGCGACCUGCUGCGCGAAGGGGUCGAGGCCCUGGGCGUGCACGUCGUCCGCCCGCGGCUGCGGCCCAUGCUGGCCGAGACGUUCCGCCACGCCGACUACGGCCUGACCGAGGCCGACGUGGCCGAGCUGGCGGGCCGCAACGACGAGGACGAGGCCGACGUGCUCGAGCGCCUCGAGCAGGCCGGCCGCGUCUUCGAGCACCGCUGGGACGCGCUCGUGCAGCCGCUCGCCCGCCUCAUGACCCCGCGCACCCACGCCGCCCUGGUGGACGCCGCCGCCUCCCACCUGGCGGGCGUGCUGGAGCGCCGCGUCUGGGCCGCGGCGGGGCGCGUCAGCGGCUUCGGCGCCGUGCGCAUGGAGCGCGACUUCUCGGCCAUCGUCAGCGCCGUCGCGCGCGGCAACUACGCCCUCCGCGAGAAGUUCGCCCGCGUCAGCCAGAUCCUCAUGGUGGCAAACAUGGAGGACGACGAGUGGGACGAGCUCGUGGCCGAGGAGGAAGAGGAGGACGGGGACGGCGGCAUGAACUGGGUGCUCGCGGAGGAGGAGAGGAGGCGGGCGAGGAACAUCGUCAGCUCGUAGGGUACACACAUCCGGCUAUCGUUAUAGAGACUUGGGGCUUUCUAGACGAGGCUAGAGUUUUGGAAGCAUUUGGGAGGUUACAGGCAGUGUGGAGUUUAUGGGGAAAAGAAGGAGCUGUUUGCGAUACAAAGACGCCGCUUACAGACUAAAAGUAGCACUAGAUAACGACACUUGAUGAACAGGACAUCGGCUCAGAGGAUCAUGAACUAUAAUCUAUCCCUUUUUUG